AUGGCAAGUGGACCAGAAAGUCAAACCCAUAUUUUUGAGAAUAUUCAGCCUGUUGACAACAUCUGGAGGUUGAUAGAGUGGACGGGAGAAGGAACAGUGAAGUCGAAGAAUGCAGAAGAGCAUUUGAACACGGUGCAUUUAUCAAGAGACAAACUGAACCAGGAAGCAAAAUCGCACAACAGUAAAAUGUACUAUAAUGGGCUAAAGGAUUUGGUGGUAACAGAAGCAGUUCCAGCACAGCCAAAAACAUCUUCACAGCCACCACCAGUCCCUGCCAAAAAAAGCAGAGAACGCCUUUCUAAUGGACACUGUCACCUCCCCUCAGCCCUUUCUUGUCCAGAUGUGCCAUCCUUGCCAGCGAAAAAGAGCCUCCAGCCUGGCUCCUCCGAUUCCAAUGUACUGACUGUGUGUAGAUCAUCUCCUGGGCAGGAGCCCAGUAGUCCUUCAGGCGUACGACCUCCUUGGUUUUCAGAUCUUCCAGAGACUGCUACUGUCCAGCAACAUGUGCUAAAACUUGAUCCUUUGUCAGUGAGAAAAAUCUCUUCUAAUAGAGGACUGGAUCUGGAAAUGUUGAUAGAAAACAAGCUGCAAUCUGAAGAUAUUGAUCUCACAGAAGACCCAUAUUCUGACAAGCAUGGCCGCUGUGGGAUUCCUGAACUUUUGGUACAAAGGUACUCUGAAGACUUAGAGCACGCUGUAAAGGAUGUUGCUACAAACCUGGACCAGAUUCGGGUGAAGCAGCUGAGGAAGCAACACCGCAUGGCGAUUCCAAGUGGAGGCCUCACUGAAAUCUGUCGAAAACCUGUGUCCCCCGGCCAUAUCACUUCCAUAGCCGACUGGCUGGUUUCUAUUGGCCUUCCGAUGUACUCAAGCUCCUUCAUGGCUGCAGGAAUUGAUGACCUAAGCAAAGUGCCUUCUCUGUCAAAAACAUCACUUCAUGAGGCUGGCAUCACAGAGGAGAGGCACAUAAGCAAGCUUUUGGCGGCAGCAAGACUACUCAGUACCCUCAACCCAGAGACAAUAUAACACACUCUGAAACAUAGCAUCUGCCAGUUGGAAAAGCCAGAGUUUCCUACCAUGUCAAUUUCAUCUUUAAUUUCUCCAGAAAGCUCUUUGGCAUCAGGCAAUGGAGGUCUUUGGGAAGACGUUGAGGCCCUUGUGUUUCUCGUCAAUGAUUCACAAAGGAGAAUAUAAGAAGUUGUUUUGAGAGGGAAAUGGUGCUUUCUGAUUACCCCUUAAAGAAAAGGCACAGUUAUGUUAGUUUCUUAAAGACUGAGGCUGGCUUCGACCCAUUUCAGAAUAUACAUGUCCAUUACAAAAAAGGGAACUUUACAUCAACUUUUAAGCCCCAGGAACUUGGAGGAGUAGAGUUAGGUCUCUGUACUUUGGGGCUGCUCAUUUGUUAAAGUGCAGCUCAUUGAUAAAUCAUGGGUCUACAGUCCUAAGCAAACAUAAACACCCCAGGGGGUGUUUUUACAAGUAAAAAUCUUAAACAUUACAUCUCUUCAUAGUAGCUUAUGUUUAUCCUUUUCAUUCCACCAAUUCGUUUUACAUAAAUAAAACUCCUUCCUGUGUUUGGUGGUUUUUUUUUCAGGUUUCUGAGCCUCUAGGUAGGCCAAAGAUCCUCAAUGGAUUUAGUUUUAUUGUGGAUCUCCUUUUAUGCCAGUGCAAUUUCCAAGAUCAACUCAGAAAAUUCCUUAUUUGUAUAGAAUUAAAGUCAUUUUUAUAACUG
Molecule: messenger RNA, 1732 nt
Organism: Podarcis muralis (Common wall lizard)
Lineage: Eukaryota; Metazoa; Chordata; Lepidosauria; Squamata; Lacertidae
Source: RefSeq, a predicted model, not a curated record